Molecule: messenger RNA, 1821 nt
Organism: Chaetomium globosum CBS 148.51
Lineage: Eukaryota; Fungi; Ascomycota; Sordariomycetes; Sordariales; Chaetomiaceae
Exons: 5
Coding region: 1-1821 (606 amino acids)
Source: RefSeq, a predicted model, not a curated record
AUGGAUGUUGACUAUGGCCCACAGUUGAAUGUCUUGACUUGGCUGCUCAUCUCCAUUUCUGGCCUCUUUCUCUUCACGCGGCUCUAUCUUAAGAACUGCCAACACCGUGGGCUCUGGUGGGACGAUUGGAUUUUAUUGGCUUCGUGGGUGGCGCUGACUGCUUCGGCCGGGCUCAUUGCGUUCCUGGUCAGCAUCGACUAUGGCAAGCGGUUCAUCCCACUUCCUAACGCGAUAAAGUUCGGCUUGCCUGUCAACAUUCUCUCGACACUGAUGAUCAUCGCCAACCUCUGGGGUAAAACGUCCUUCGCCGUGACUCUCUUGAGGUUGCCUGUCCGGUGGAUGAGAAUCAGUGUAUGGUACAUCCUCACCACGCUCACUUUGACCCUCACGGCCAGCAUCCUUCUCGUCUGGAUCGAAUGCGGUCCAUUGAAGUUGGCGGGAGGUUGCGUCCCGAUAGAUGUAUCAAUAAGGUACAAUGUGUUUUCUUGUGUAUACUCGGCGACUGCGGACGUCGCGCUAGGGAUUCUGCCGUGGAAGUACCUUCUGAGCCAGCAAAUGAGUAGGAAGGAGAAAAUUGGGGCCAUGGUUGCAAUGAGCAUGGGGAUAUUAGCUGGAGCGACGGCGGCGGCCAAGGCGUCAACCAUACCAAGGCUCCAGGGCAACACUGAUGCCCGGGGCAGUAUCCCGUUGGUGGCGCUGUCCGUCGCAGAAGCUGCCAUGUGCAUCGUGGCGGCGUCGAUACCCAUCCUUCGGGCGUUGUCGCGGGGAGGUUUUCGAGGCCCGGCCCAUUUCGGAUACCAGGCAAGUUACGGAACAUCCAUGGUCGAAUCUGACGGCUACAGCGCGGCAAGCAUGCAAAACCAAACGGCGUCUGUCUUGUUGCCAAUUCAAGGCCUUCGGCGCCCGCGAUCUGGGGAAGUGGAAUCAGGAACACAACAACGGCGCCUGGCCCUGGAAACGCCACUCUGGAACAAGCCAGACAAGGCGUACGCGUACAUUUGCUGGUGCCGGCCGCCGUUCCCCGAAUCCGACGACGAAAAGGAGGAGAAGGAAAAUGAUUGCGACGGUGGUGACAGGUGCAUUUGCGGCAAGCUGGCUCAAGAACACCCCGACCACAAAUGGGUAACGACGUACGCCUGUCGCCGCAAGUUCAUGCGCCAGGUCGACAUGGCGCGGAUUCGAGACCCCGCCAAUUUCGACAUGCACACGUUCAACGACCACGCAGCGCUCGGGGUGGCCGAGGUGAUCGAGAACCUGCUGUUGGAUUUCGUCGAGGCGAACGGCCGUACCGUACUCGCCAUGCUCGCCCAACUCGAACGCCAGCACCGCCUCGGCCCUGACUCCGAAGUGAAGAACCUCGGCCUGAUCAUGUCCAUAUACAUCAAGACUGCCCGGAACAUGCAGAUCAACGAGCUGCUUAAUGACGGCGAUGAGGAGACGGUCGAGUUGAAGCUCCCGGACGGAUCCACGGAGAAAUACACGUUCGACCUAGGCAAGUUGGACGAGUACAUCCUGGGCUACGCCGAGCGCCACAGCAUUACCGUGCCGGACGCGCCUCAGGAUGUCGAGGGCACCGCCGAGGGGUUGCCCGCGAGGACGGUUGAAGACCCCUGGAACACGGCCAAAUCGUUCCGCCAGUACGAGAGCGACCAGGGGACCACGAAUGGGCCUGGCGGGACGCCGGCGGUUGGUGGGGAUCGUUAUGACAUCACCACGUGGUCGAGCGCCGAGCGGCGGGAGGCCAGCUUCAACAAGCGGGAUCCGUUCAGCAAGAAGGAGAUCGCGGCGCUCAAGCUGGGUUUUAUGCUGGGCUUUGAGUAA